AUGUCAGCUUCUUCCGCCGUUGUGGCACCGCAGGCGCUGGCCGGCACCGCCGGCACCAUCGCCGGCCACCCCAAACGAGCACCGGUCAAGGUGUACGAUAGCCCUGCAGGAGAAGCUGCACUGAGUGCGCACUACGAUGAGGUGCUGGCAGCGCUGCCCUUCCCCACUCAGUCGCGGUUUGUCGACACACGGGAUGGCAGGGCACACGUGCUGGUGGCGGGCGCCGAGGCGGGGCGCGCGCUGGUGGUCUGGCACGGCAAGGGCUUCCCGGGGGCCCACAUGAUGUCGCUGUGCGGGAAGCUGGUGGAAGCUGGCUACAGGGUGUACCUUCCGGACGAGCCCUGUGACGCCGGCAGCCGCAGCGACCCGAUUCCAGUCGACCCUGCAAACCACGGCUGGGGGCGCUGGGCGCUCGACGUGCUGCAAGGGUUGGGCCUCACCAGCGCCGCGCCCGGCGCGGCCGACGCGGCGGCCGGGACGCCGCCGGCGCCGGUACACAUGGGCAUGUCGUUCGGGGGCGCUGUCACGCUCGACCUGAUGGCUGUGGCGCCGCACGCGGUCGGCGCCGCGGCGCUGAUCGUGCCCAUAUCGGUGCACCCCGAGUUUGGGUCCACCAAAGCAACCCUAAAGAUGAUCUGGCAGCUGCCGCUGACGUGGCGACACCUGCGGUAUGCGGCCAUGGGCCCGCCAGUUUUUCGGCCCGGCCAGCUCGACGGCUUCGACGGCCCCGCGCUCGCGUUGCUGGCGGAGUUUGACAUUUUUGGGGAUGGGCACACCACAGCAACGGCGGCGAAAAAGCUUAUCCCGGGCUGCGAGGCCCACGUUCUGCCCAUGAAGCACGCCCCCACAGCAGCCCAGAUGGACGGCUGCGUAGACCGCGUGAUCGCCUUCCUUGCGGACAAGAGGCUGGGGCCCAAGAUCUAG
Messenger RNA from Monoraphidium neglectum, 924 nucleotides. RefSeq lists its product as hypothetical. NCBI's taxonomy places the organism in Eukaryota, Viridiplantae, Chlorophyta, Chlorophyceae, Sphaeropleales, Selenastraceae. The transcript is spliced from 7 exons. The record is from RefSeq and is a predicted model, not a curated record. Bases 1 to 924 code for a protein of 307 amino acids.